Molecule: messenger RNA, 906 nt
Organism: Penicillium angulare
Lineage: Eukaryota; Fungi; Ascomycota; Eurotiomycetes; Eurotiales; Aspergillaceae
Exons: 3
Coding region: 1-906 (301 amino acids)
Source: RefSeq, a predicted model, not a curated record
AUGUCACCACGACAUCAACCACUGAACAUUACCUAUGCUUCUUAUAUGAGAAAUCAUCCCUUUGGCACAGCUCUAUACACCCCACUGUCUAUUAAGGAGUUCCACCCCGGAAUCUGUGGCUAUUUCGAUUCAAAUGGGUCUUGGAAUCCCAUCGCUGACCUAUCGGAUUCGACGAAAUUAGAGAAACAAGGCUAUUCCACAGUGAAUGAAGAGUUAGAACGUGCUCCGACAGAUACCGACAUUCAAUGGGGCCCACUUACAUCGGAGAAUGUGGUCGCGCAUAAUAUCGACUUCUCUGGUGGGAUAUCCUCUGGGCUUGCUGCAGCCCUCCCUGUGAAUCUUUCUGCAGAGUUGUCAUUCUCGAACUCGACAUCUGGAGGUGCAUUACUGCUGACGGCACCUCCAGUCGUUCAUGAACGAUUCUAUCACGAAUCCAUGUUCAAAAACUGGGUAAUCGAGAACGCUGCGCAAUUGGUUAAGCAUCGCAGUGAGAUUCUAGAGCAUGGAUUGUGCGUGGUCACUAAUAUAUGGGCAACGGAAGACUGUGCUAUUCAUGUAUGGGAUCAAGCUGGAAAGGAGAUCAAAAUCGGGUUCGAUGUGGGCGUAGAUGCAAUCGGAGAACUGGGACCUGGAGUAGGGUGGUCUGUCAAUCGGAAGGAUGGUGGAUGGAUGCGGUACAAGGCCAGCAAGGAUGACCGACUGGUUGUAUUCUUCGCUGGAUUGAGGUUCAGAUCUAGGAAGAUCCCAAUCCAUCGCGAGAUUUUGAAACCGAUCACCAGAAAAUUCGAAGAUUUUAUUACUGUUUCAAAGACGAUCACAAACGUUCCUAUUCCAGGAGACAAUGAGAACAUCUGGGCUAUUGAUUGUGAGCAUAUGGAUCCAACAAUGCUUGACCAGAGAAUAUAA